AUGGACGACUGGCAGGAAGCCGCCUUCACGACGAGACACGUCCACAACCGUGCCAGCAAAUCGAAAGCAGGCGGUGGACGUGGGCGACGCGGUGGGGCAUUCGAGGUCAAAAAGACAUUUGGCAGAUACGACAUCAAAUGCCCAAAUGCAAGCAAAAGGAGCACAAAUUAUUGUCUGGCAAAUGGGGAAAAUGUCGCUUCGCCGACAUUAGACAUCUUUCGUCUGUCCGACGAUGGCAGGGGUUUGUUGGGAGAUCUGAUGCUGCCUGGGACUCUCGAGGCCAGGGUUGUCAUGACGGGUAGCAGGAAAACACUCGAAAUUUUGGUUUCACAGCUCGAGGACGAAGAAUCAGAAGAGAACCCUGAAGAAAUUGCCAACGACAAGGUGUCGCAGGACAAAGAACAGGACAUAACCGUUCACAACAGCGCCAGCCUAGAUGAUGAUUUUGUGGCAUCAAACGAUGAAGAUGAGGCAGAUGAGUCAGAAGACCAAGAAGAUCAAGACAAAGAACGCAUCCGGUUCCAAAAUUUCGAAAAGAACAGUUUUCGCUCACCCAAGUUUUGGUUCCAGUGGAAGGGACAGGUAGCGACUCCAUCGACGCCACAUAACCAAACAUCCGCAACCGCCAGUCCCGAGACUGGAAGGGGCUAUAUUGUCUUCUCGGGCAAUGAUUGCCGUUCGUUCAAGGGAACUAUCAGCUGCGACGCAUUGGGCUGGAAGAACGUCUCUCUGUCUGGGUGGAAAGGGGUUUCCAUGAGCGAAAGAGAUGCUCCUUUUGCCUGGAGCUAG
Molecule: messenger RNA, 789 nt
Organism: Colletotrichum spaethianum
Lineage: Eukaryota; Fungi; Ascomycota; Sordariomycetes; Glomerellales; Glomerellaceae
Exons: 1
Coding region: 1-789 (262 amino acids)
Source: RefSeq, a predicted model, not a curated record